CCCUCUCUCCCUCUCUCUAUCUCUAUCUUCCCUGCCUAGCACACACAUACUUCCCUGCAUACAACGGCACAACGCGGCUUUGGGGGAAAUCCAUCCCGAACCAUCCACAUGUAAUGAUAACCGUCCAGCAUAGGACAUACAGACCAAUGCUUAAACCACCACCCUGCAUCAAUCCGUCAACGCCAUCAUCACCGCAUGCGACUUUUUCCAUCGAAAUCCCAUGCAUUAUAACCUCCCACCCAGAAAUAAAUAAAUAAAUAGAUAAAUAAAUAGAGACGGAGCGCAUAGAAGAAAAACGGGGAUCCAAGGCGAAUAAUAAUGCACACCAGCCAACAAUCAGACCACUUUCUUGGGAUUUCUCCCUCUCUCAGGCUCUCUCUCUCUAUCCCUCCAGGACCAGUCGACGACGGACGCUUGCCAACGGUUUUCGGAGAGAAAAAAAGGAAAGGUAAGAAAAUACCUAAAUCUCCCUGGCGGGCGCGCAAGGCGCACGUGCCCCGAACCGUCGGCCGCGGUCGAUUCGGUGACGACGACGAUGACAACGACGACGACGACGACGACGACGAGGCAUACGCGCACGCGACGCACUGUCCAUGGAGGGAACAAACGUGGCGACGGAGAUCUCCUCCAUCCAUCGAUCGAGCAAUCGAUCAAUCAAUCAAUGAAUGAUGAUACCUACCAGAUAUGCCGUAGUAGUACAAGGCUCGAACC
Dissoconium aciculare CBS 342.82 is the source of this 711-nucleotide messenger RNA. RefSeq lists its product as uncharacterized. The record is from RefSeq and is a predicted model, not a curated record. The transcript has a single exon. NCBI's taxonomy places the organism in Eukaryota, Fungi, Ascomycota, Dothideomycetes, Mycosphaerellales, Dissoconiaceae. The annotation marks the transcript as partial.